AUGGUCACGUUCUCGGUGCUGGCUUGGGCAGGCGUCCAGCUCUUCCAUCAGAUGAGGAGGCUCCUCGUCCACGCCUUUGCUCCGUACCCCCUUUUCCCCUCCUUUGGUGCUUGGGCAGUGAUAACGGGAUGCACGGACGGGAUCGGGCUCAGCUACGCCAAGGAGUUGGCCCGGCGAGGAAUGAAAAUCGUCUUGAUCAGCAGGAAUCCUGAGAAGCUCGAGGCAGUGGCUUGGCAAAUAAAAAAGGAAUUUAGCGUGGAGACCCUCGUUGUUCAAGCCGACUUCAGGAAGCUGGACAUCUACGAGGGGAUAAAGGAGAAGCUGGCGGGCCUGGACGUCGGGGUCCUCGUGAACAACGUGGGGAUUACAACGGAUAUUCAGUCGUUUCUGGAUGUCCCCGAGGGAGAUAAGGCGUACCAGGACUUGAUCCUGGUCAACAACAUGUCCCUGGUCCGAAUGACCCACAUGGUCCUCCCUGGGAUGGUCGAGAAGGGAAAGGGGAUCAUCAUCAAUGUCUCCUCCCUUUCUGCUGUCUCCCCGAUUCCUCUCAUUGCAACCUACGCUGCAACAAAGGCCUUUGUUGACAGCUUCUCUCGGAGUCUUGCCUGGGAGUACAAAAGCAAAGGAAUUCAUGUCCACCUCGUCGGCCCUGGGUUCGUGUACACGAAGAAAACUGAUCAAUUGUUGGAUCGGCCGAGUUUGGGAGCACCGACUCCCGAUACCUUCGUCAGAUCCGAUCUGCGCUCCAUCACGAAAAUCCAAGUUACCUCUGGUUAUUGGCUUCAUAACCUCCAGAGAGAUGCUGCCUGUUUCGUGAAUUACGUCUCGCCCGCAUUCGCAACGAGUCUGGGCUGGUGGGGCAUGAAAUUCGUCCUGGAAAAGUCCAAGCAGAGAUCGGAGAAACGCAAGAAACAAUGA
Molecule: messenger RNA, 918 nt
Organism: Darwinula stevensoni
Lineage: Eukaryota; Metazoa; Arthropoda; Ostracoda; Podocopida; Darwinulidae
Source: the annotation of a GenBank genome assembly